Saccharomycodes ludwigii is the source of this 4644-nucleotide messenger RNA. Its product is annotated as pleiotropic drug resistance family ABC transporter. Gene Ontology annotation, cellular component: membrane. The coding region runs from base 1 to 4644 and encodes 1547 amino acids. NCBI's taxonomy places the organism in Eukaryota, Fungi, Ascomycota, Saccharomycetes, Saccharomycodales, Saccharomycodaceae. The transcript has a single exon. Gene Ontology annotation, biological process: xenobiotic detoxification by transmembrane export across the plasma membrane. Gene Ontology annotation, molecular function: ABC-type transporter activity; ATP binding; ATP hydrolysis activity. The record is from RefSeq and is a predicted model, not a curated record.
AUGUCUUAUACCGAUAAUCCCUAUGAAAAUGAUGGGGAAAAUAAUGAUAAUUGUGAGAAGAACGGCCUGUCAUCAGUAAUUAUUAAUGGAAAACAAGAGAUUGAUAGUUCUAGUUCAUAUUCACCCAUUGACCAAUCUAACAAAUUCAAAGGUUUAGAUAAUCAGGCCGAAAAUAAUAUUAGAAAUUUAGCUCGUACAUUCACCAAUAAUUCCAUUUCCCAAUCUAAUGUCCAAAAAUCUUUUCAUGAUAAUACUGACAGCAAUAAUAAUAAUAGCCUCUACUCAGAUAACAAUGAUGCCAAAACUAAUAUAUGCGCUUUUUCUGAUAGUUCUGACAAAAAUUACGAUCCUAGACUAGAUCCUAAUAGCGAUAAAUUUUCUUCUGUUUGUUGGGUUCAAAACUUGAGCAGGAUUAUGAACAAUGAUCCUGAUUACUAUAAACCUUAUGUUUUGGGCUGCUGCUAUAAAAACUUAAGAGCUAGCGGUGAUUCCAAUGAUGUUUCUUAUCAAUCAACCAUUGGCAAUAUGCCAAUCAAGAUCCUUCAAUUUAUCUAUCGCCAUUUAAGGAGAAAGAGAGAGGGUGACACCUUUGAUAUUUUAAAAUCUAUGGAUGGUCUAAUAAAACCAGGUGAAUUAUUGGUUGUUUUGGGUAGACCUGGUUCUGGUUGUACUACCUUGUUGAAAUCUAUUUCUGCUAAUACCCACGGUUUUAGUAUUGAUCCAGAGAGUAUUAUUUCAUAUGAAGGUCUAACUCCAAAAGAAAUUAAAAAACAUUAUAGAGGAGAUGUUGUUUAUAACGCUGAGGCUGAUAUCCAUUUCCCUCAUUUGACUGUUUAUCAGACUUUGAAUACUGUUGCUCGGUUAGUCACCCCAAGAAAUCGUAUUAAAGGAGUUAGCAGAGAAGAAUUUGCCAAACACAUCACGGAAGUCACCAUGGCCACCUAUGGUUUGAGUCAUACACGAGAUACCAAAGUGGGUGACGAUUUUAUUCGUGGUGUUUCUGGUGGUGAGCGCAAGAGAGUUUCUAUCUCUGAAGUUUCUAUUUGUGGUUCCAAAUUCCAAUGUUGGGAUAACGCUACUAGAGGGUUGGAUUCUGCUACUUCAUUGGAAUUUGUAAAAGCCUUAAAAACAAGUGCAGAUAUCACCAAUUCCAGUGCCUGUGUUGCCAUUUACCAAUGUUCGCAAGAUGCCUAUAACUUGUUUAACAAAGUUUCUGUUUUGAGUGAGGGGUAUCAGAUUUUUUUCGGGUAUGGUAAUAGGGCCAAAAAAUACUUUGAGGAAAUGGGAUAUGUCUCGCCAGCAAGACAAACAACGGCUGAUUUUUUAACGGCCGUCACCAAUCCAGCUGAACGUAUUAUUAAUCCUGAUUAUAUUAAGCGUGGAAUUAAGGUGCCAACUACUGCCGAAGAAAUGGAACACUAUUGGAAGAAUUCACAAGACUAUAAACAAUUGCUAGUAGACAUUGAUGAAUAUUUGAAAAAAAAUGACGAUGUUGCCAAAAAAGAAAUUCAUGAGGCUCACGUUGCCAGACAAUCAAAGAGAUCUAGACCAAGUUCGCCGUAUAUAUUGAAUUAUAAUAUGCAAGUAAGAUAUUUAUUGAUUAGAAAUUUCCAAAGAAUAAGAAAUAAUAUGGGGUUGACGCUAUUUACUGUGAUUGGUAAUUCUGCAAUGGCUCUACUUUUAUCUUCAAUGUUUUAUAAAGUCAUGCUGCACACUACAGCAGCAACAUUUUAUUCCCGUGGUGCCAGUAUGUUUAUAGCCGUUUUGUUCAACGCCUUCUCGUCCUUAUUAGAAAUUAUGUCUUUGUUUGAAGCUAGACCAAUUGUGGAAAAACACAAGAGAUAUGCCUUAUACCACCCAUCUGCUGAAGCACUUUCGUCUGUCAUUUCCGAGUUACCAUCCAAGGCUAUAGUUUGUUUGUGUUUUAAUAUUGUGUUUUACUUCAUGGUAAAUUACAGAAGAAAGCCCGGAUUUUUCUUUUUCUUUUUACUCAUGAAUGCUUUGUGUACAUUGGGUAUGUCGCAUAUUUUCAGAUGUAUCGGUUCUGCCUCCAACAGUUUCCCGGAAGCAAUGGUCCCAGCUUGUAUCUUUUUGUUAGCCAUGGCUAUGUUUGCUGGGUUUGUUAUUCCAAAAACUAAAAUGUUGCUUUGGUCCAAGUGGAUUUAUUGGAUCAAUCCUAUCCAAUACAUUUUUGAAUCCUUGAUGAUCAACGAGUUUCACGGUAGGGAAUUUUUAUGUGAAGAAUUCAUCCCAAGAGGCCCCGGUUAUUCUGAUGUAUCUUUAACUAAUCAGGUAUGCUCCAGUGUUGGUGCUGUAGCUGGGGAGUCCUAUGUUAGCGGUGAUAGGUUUUUAGAAUUGGCUUAUGGCUAUCUGCACAAACACAAAUGGCGGGGGUUUGGUGUGGCUUGUGCCUAUGCAGUUUUCUUUUUGGGUGUUUAUUUGGUUUUCAGUGAAUAUAACGAAAGCGCAAAACAAAAGGGUGAAGUUUUGGUUUUCCCAGCUAGUGUCGUUAGAAGAAUGAAAAAGUUGCAUCCUAAAAAGAAGCUUGAUAUCGAAAGCGGUGGUGAUAACGAAAAAAUGGCAUCAGCUCCAAAUAAAGAACUUGUUUUGAAUGAUUCCUCUAAUUCCACUUCCAGCAGCAAUAAUGAGGAGUUCAACUUGUUUACAUCGAAUGCUAUUUUCCACUGGAGGGAUGUAAAAUAUGAAGUUAAGAUUAAAAAUGAAACUAAAAGGAUUCUAGAUGGGGUUGAUGGAUGGGUUAAACCAGGUACUUUAACUGCGUUGAUGGGUGCUUCAGGUGCUGGUAAGACCACAUUGUUGGAUUGUUUAGCUUCACGUGUCACUAUGGGUGUUAUCACUGGGAAUAUUUUUGUUGAUGGUCAUGUGCGUGAUAAUUCAUUUCCCAGAUCUAUUGGCUAUUGUCAGCAACAGGAUUUGCAUUUGAGUACAGCAACAGUUAGGGAAUCUUUAAGGUUUUCAGCUUAUCUAAGACAACCAAGUUCUGUUUCCAAGCAAGAAAAAGAUGAGUAUGUGGAGGAAGUGAUUAGAAUUUUGGAAAUGGAACAAUACGCUGAUGCGGUUGUUGGUGUUUCUGGUGAAGGUUUGAAUGUGGAACAAAGAAAGAGAUUGACUGUUGGUGUUGAAUUAGCAGCCAAACCCAAAUUAUUGUUGUUUUUAGAUGAACCUACUUCCGGGUUAGAUUCGCAGACAGCUUGGUCUAUCUGUCAAUUGAUGAGAAAGUUGGCUGAUAAUGGCCAAGCUAUUUUAUGUACCAUUCACCAGCCUUCUGCUUUGUUGAUGCAAGAGUUUGACAGAUUAUUGUUUAUGCAACGUGGAGGUAAAACCGUCUAUUUUGGAGAUUUGGGCAAAGGUUGUAAAACAAUGAUCAACUAUUUCGAAGAAAAUGGUGCUCAUAAGUGCCCAGAGGAUGCUAAUCCUGCCGAAUGGAUGUUGGAGAUUAUUGGCGCUGCUCCUGGCACACAUGCAAACCAAGAUUAUCAUGAAGUUUGGCUAAAAAGUGAGGAACAUGCUAAAGUUAUUGAAGAAUUAACCCAUAUGGAACAAACUCUUCCAAAAAAGGCUUCCAAUAAUAGUACCGAAGAGGACCAAAAGUCAUUAAGCUCUGAAUUCGCCACCAGUAUUUUUUAUCAAUGCCGUUUGGUUACUGUGCGUUUAUUUCAACAGUAUUGGAGAACACCAUCUUAUUUAUAUUCCAAGUUUUUUUUAACUAUCUAUGCUGAAUUAUUUAUUGGGUUCACUUUUUUCAAAGCAGACCAUAGUUUACAAGGUUUGCAAAAUCAAAUGUUGUCGGUUUUCAUGUUUACUGUGUUAUUUACACCUGUGCUACAACAAUAUUUGCCUAAUUUUACCAAACAAAGAGAUUUAUACGAGGUCAGAGAAAGGCCUUCAAGAACUUUUUCUUGGAAGGUUUUUAUUGUGUCGCAAAUUAUCGUUGAAGUUCCAUGGAAUGUGUUAACAGGUACAGUUGCUUAUUUCAUCUAUUACUAUCCAGUAGCCUUUUACAGAAAUGCGCCAACAUCUGAGCAAUUGCAUGAAAGAGGUGCAUUAUUUUGGUUAUUAUCGACAGCUUUUUUCACAUAUAUUGGCUCUUAUGCUUUGAUGGUGGCUACCCCAUUUGAAAUAGCUGGGAAUGGUGGUAAUUUAGCCACUUUAACAUUCACCCUAUUGCUAGCAUUUUGCGGUGUUUUAGUUACUCCCAAAGCAAUGCCUCGUUUUUGGAUUUUUAUGUAUAGGGUCUCACCAUUAACUUAUUUUAUUGAUGGUGCUUUAUCUACUGCUGUGGCUAACACUUAUGUUAAAUGUUCGCCAUAUGAAUAUGUGCAGCUAAUUCCACCAGCUGGUAAAACAUGCCAAGAAUAUUUGGGUACAUAUUUAACUAAUGCUGGUACUGGCUACCUACUUGAUCCCAAUGCUACUGGCACAUGCUCAUUGUGCACGGUUUCUGAUACCAAUGCGUUUUUAAGUAGUGUCUCGUCUCAUUAUUCCAAAAGGUGGAGAAAUUGGGGUAUUUUUAUUUGUUAUAUCGCGAUUAAUUAUAUCUUUGCUAUUUUCUUUUAUUGGGUGUUUAGGGUCCCAAAGAAUAAUAAAAUAACAAACUAUCUAAAAAACCUAAUUAGACGUUAA